GCCCCACGUGGCCAGUGCCUCAUUUCCGGGAGAAACGAUCACAUACGGUUAGUUGAUCUAGAAUGAUAAGCGGCACCCUCUGCGCUGCGCAAAGUUUUAUCCAAUUUCUCUAUAGAUUCGUUCAUUCCCUUUAGUAUUACCCUGUGCUUCUCUCCAACCUCUCAUCAUCUAUCUAUUUGCUCCAAACAUGGAUGCUAAAUCUCGGAUCUCGCCCACACGUCUGACAGAUAAGAAGUGUGUGCCAUGCAAUCUGAAGGAAUUGCGACCAAUGAGUGAGGAUGCAGCACACACUCUAAUGCCACAGGUUGCUGAGUGGAAUUUGGUAAACGAAGAUGGUGUCAUGAAGCUGAGGCGGUCAUGGGCAGUAAAGACUUUCACCAAAGGAUUGGAAUUUUUCAGGAUAGUAGCUGUUCUUGCUGAAAAUGAAGGUCAUCAUCCUGAUCUUCACCUUGUUGGCUGGAAUAAUGUUACAAUAGAGAUUUGGACUCAUGCUGUUGGUGGGUUGACAGAAAAUGAUUUCAUACUUGCUGCUAAGAUUGAUAAGCUUGAUGUGCUUGACCUACUUAGACGGAAGCCUUCAGACUGAGUCAACAGUGUUAAGAAGUACUGUAGUAUUUGCAAAUUACCCGUCUUUUUGCAGUAAUAUUUUGUUUUAAGAUGGUGAAUUACACUGCAUGUUAGGUAUUUUUAUGAAUUAUUCGAAAAUAAAAUAAAUAUUUUUAAUCAAAAUAA
Messenger RNA from Glycine soja, 732 nucleotides. RefSeq names its product pterin-4-alpha-carbinolamine dehydratase 2, mitochondrial. The coding region runs from base 188 to 586 and encodes 132 amino acids. NCBI's taxonomy places the organism in Eukaryota, Viridiplantae, Streptophyta, Magnoliopsida, Fabales, Fabaceae. Gene Ontology annotation, cellular component: mitochondrion. Gene Ontology annotation, biological process: tetrahydrobiopterin biosynthetic process. Gene Ontology annotation, molecular function: 4-alpha-hydroxytetrahydrobiopterin dehydratase activity. The transcript is spliced from 5 exons. The record is from RefSeq and is a predicted model, not a curated record.